Nelumbo nucifera (sacred lotus) is the source of this 1304-nucleotide messenger RNA. Its product is annotated as TIP41-like protein. Lineage: Eukaryota; Viridiplantae; Streptophyta; Magnoliopsida; Proteales; Nelumbonaceae. The record is from RefSeq and is a predicted model, not a curated record. Gene Ontology annotation, biological process: TOR signaling. Gene Ontology annotation, cellular component: cytosol.
AAUCAUGUCCAAUCCCGAUAAAGAAUGACCGAGCUGAGCAAAGCCAACUCGUUGGCUAUCCGGCCUCUCAACAGAGCGUCAGUGAACUGAGCGAAGCCCGUAGAAAGGCAGGAGGGAAAAAGAGCUCACCAUAGAAAAGCUCAAAAAAUUUAGGAAGGCGAAGGCGUGGGCGGUCAGAAAUCUGUUCAGAGAAAGAGGAAUCCGAUCGCCGGAGUUCAGAAAUCGACCAUGGAAAUUGAAAUCGACGAGAACGAAUUCAAAGCCGCCGGGGCUGAGUUGCUGACCGAGGGACGGCACGGAGUGCAUAUCCAUGGUUGGGAGAUCGAGUCACGCAAGCGAUCCAUUCUCAACUCCAUCCACCUUCAGCAGUGGGAACAAAAGCUUCACACGACCCACUUACCGGAGAUGGUUUUUGGAGAGAGUUCUCUAGUUCUUUACCACAUGGGUAGCGGUGUUAAGAUUCAUUUCAAUGCAUUUGAUGCUCUUGCCGGAUGGAAGCAGGAAGCUUUACCACCAGUUGAAGUUCCUGCAGCAGCAAAGUGGAAAUUCAGAAGCAAACCUAUCCAGCAGGUGAUACUUGAUUAUGAUUAUACAUUUACAACUCCAUAUUGUGGAAGUGAGAUGGUUGAUGUAAGCCUAGAUAAGUGCCAAAUAGGGGCAAUCCAAGAGGAGGGGAGUUGUUGCUUGCAUUGGGAGGAUUGUGAUGAGCAAAUUGAUUUGGUUGCCCUGGCAUCAAAAGAGACUAUUCUCUUCUAUGAUGAGGUGAUCUUAUAUGAAGAUGAAUUGGCUGAUAAUGGGGUGUCACUCUUAACUGUGAAAGUGAGAGUCAUGCCAAGUUCUUGGUUUCUACUGCUGCGUUUCUGGCUUAGAGUUGAUGGGGUACUUGUGAGAUUAAGGGACACUCGGAUGUAUUGUACUUUCGGGAGCGGGGCUACUCCCAGCAUUCUUCGAGAGUGUUGCUGGAGAGAAGCCACCUUUCAAGAUCUAUCUGCCAGAGGAUUUCCUUCUGAUUCUGCUGCAUAUGGUGAUCCCAGUCUCAUCAGUCAGAGGCUUCCCAUCGUCAAGCAUAAAACCCAAAAGCUGAAAAUCCCUAGUGAUAUGUAAGUAUUCUCAGUUGGUACUUAAGGACGAUAGGGUCCAUGCUUUGUCUUCAUGCAAGAGAAGCUCAAAAUUGUCCUUGUAUGUAAUUGUAGAUGCACGAAACCUCUGGUUAAAUUUGACUUUUGUUGACCAAGGGUUCAUAUUUGUCCCUUUAUUCCUGGUUCAUAACUUAUAAGGAUUUUAUAAGAACAAAAUUAUGGAAA